AUGUUGAAGGGACAUAAACAGCAGCAGCAGCAGAAUGAGCAGCAGCAGCAGAAGCAGGAGCAGCAGCAGCAGAAGCAACAACAGCAGGAGGAUCAAACAACCAGCAACAGAAACAGCAGCACAAGGGAUAAGCCAACAGCAGCAACAGCAGCAGCAGCAGCAGCAGCAGCAGCAGGAGCAGCAGCAGCAGCAAUGUUGAAGGGACAUAAACAGCAGCAGCAGCAGAAUGAGCAGCAGCAGCAGACGCAGCAGCAGAAGCAGCAACGGCAGGAGGAUCAAACAACCAGCAACAGGAACAGCAGCACAGGGGAUAAGCCAACAGCAGCAACAGCAGCAACAGCAGCAGCAGCAGCAGCAGCAGCAGGAGGUUACCUGCUGCUGCAGCGUUUGUAUGAGGGUGCGUGUGCUGCCUAUAUCAGCAGCAAACUGCUGCAGCUGCUGCUGCUCUGCUGCUGGCAGCCCCCCAACCUCUUCUGGGGGAGAGAGAAGGCCGAAGUCAGUGAGUGUGGGGGCCUUGAACUCCUCUAG
Messenger RNA from Eimeria mitis, 528 nucleotides. RefSeq lists its product as uncharacterized. NCBI's taxonomy places the organism in Eukaryota, Apicomplexa, Conoidasida, Eucoccidiorida, Eimeriidae. The record is from RefSeq and is a predicted model, not a curated record. Bases 1 to 528 code for a protein of 175 amino acids. The transcript has 2 exons.